UUGCGAAUUAAAUAAGAAAAGAAAAGAAAGGAACAGGGACAAGAACGCCCCUCACACCUCACUAUUCUUUGUCCUUCUCACCGCCAUCUUUUGCUUUUUUUGGGAGCCAAAAAAGAAUUUCUUUUUUUUUAUUUAAUUUCCUGCUCUCUCAGACCCCUUGCACACUACUUGUAUAGUAUUGAGCCCAAUUCCAUGUCUCCUCGCACGCUGACGGUACCGAUGUCAUCGCUUCACAAUUGGGAAUGGAGAACAUCAAGAUCCCGUCCCCGUCCGCUAUCCUAGACCCCCUUCCUCCUUUGGCUUCGUCUUCCAGAAAGCUUUCUCUGUCCGCCUCUACUUCUACCCGGAAAACGGCUUCGAGCCAAGCCCCGGUUAGUGGGGUAACUAACAAGCCGAAACAGUCCAAAAGUAGGAAUGGUUGCAUAACCUGCAAAACUAAACGGCUGAAAUGCGAUGAGUCCAAGCCCACGUGCUUGCAGUGUAAGAAACGCAAUGUGGAAUGUGGAGGAUACAAGAAAGACUUCAAAUGGCGCCCUUUUGAAGAGACAAACGUUGCUGGCAAGGUUGCGACUGCGAAACCUCAAAGAACUACCUCAUCACGGUGCGGCAAUGGCAAUAUCAGUCUAUCGACAGCGCAACCAACGAGACUAGCAUCGGUAAAUCAACCCCGUGCGGCAAAACCGAGCCACUUGAGGCGAUUGUCUGCAUCCACGCAUGGACGUGUACCUGGAUUGGAGGGCUCCCGUGGCCACUCCAAGCGACAUUCGGUUGCGCAAGAUAGCUUCCCAUUCCCGGCAGAUGGCCUUGACGACCCCAGGUUAGGUAGCUUUAAAGAUGAUGCCCCUAUUCCGCUGCUGCCGGAGAUCAUCCCAUCAGACCCGUGCCCAUGGCUAUCGAAUCUAUCGCCCCCGGGUGUGGAGCUCGGGAUGAGUUCUGACCAGAGCACCCUAGGCAGCUCCGCGGAAGAAAGCACCCCAGCAUCAGAAAGCUUCAGUUUUUCUGCCCUCCUCGAAGGAGAGCACGAUGACAUCGAUGAGAUCAUCCGACAGUCUGCCGCACCCGCGACCCUGGAUACUCCUACAACGGAUCUUACUUCGACUGUCUCCACGAUGCCUACAGUCCCGAGCUUCCUUACGGAACCAAUCUUCAGCACCGGUAGCCCAGAGCUUCUGGUAAUCCAGUUCGAUCGGUUCACCUGUGGGAUCCUCUCCGUGAAGGAUGGGGUCCAUGAAAAUCCUUGGCGGACCUUGGUCUGGCCACUCGCCAAGGACACCCCGGCCCUAUACCAUGCCAUCUUUGCUCUGGCCGCGUUCCACUCCAGCAAGCAGAAUCCAGCGCAGCGAGUCCACGGGGUAGAUCACAUGCGACAAAGCAUCACCCACAUGGUCCAAGAUAUCCAGAACAUGAGGGCCGAUGCCGCGUUAGCCACGAGCUUAGCCCUUGCCUUCGCCGAUACCUGGGACCAACACACUCGCACAUGCAUCCAGCACUUGCGAGGGGCGAAAGCCUUAGUCUCACAGGUGGUCCGAUACGGACUACAAAGCGGCAUCACCGGGCAAGAUCUCGAGCGGGUCCGAUUCCUCUACAACACCUGGCUAUACAUGGACGUAAUUGCGCACCUCACCUCGCGGGAGGGCUGCGGGGACCAAAACGUGAACGUCUCCAUCCUCCAACACCCGCGGGACGCGGUGCACGAGAUCGAUCCCCUGAUGGGGUGUGCCACCACUCUAUUCCCACUAAUCGACCGCGUGGCACGACUCAUCCAGCGCGCCCGCAAGAUGCAGUCAAACUCCAUCUCUCUCGUCUCACAUGCCAUCGAGCUGAAACGGCUCGUCGAGCAAUGGGAGCCUCCAGCGUGGUUCGAGCCACCGGAAGACCCAACCUCCGAAGUCCAGCACAGUAUCCAGAUCGCGCACGCUUACCGCUGGGCGACACUACUAUACCUCCACCAGGCCGUUCCGGAGAUGCCGUCCGAGCCGGCCUCUGACCUCGCUAAACGCGUUCUCAUCCUGCUGGCGACUGUGCCGCCGAGCUCGCGGACGACCAUCAUCCAAAUGUUCCCGCUGUUAGCAGCCGGGUGUGAGACCGACCAAGAGGAAGACCGGCAGUGGGUGCUAAAUCGAUGGACGGCCGUGCAGUCCCGCCUGAUGCUAGGCUCUAUAGAUCGGUGUAUUGAGGUUGUGCGAGAGGUGUGGGCUCGUCGCGAUGCGUUCGAGGCAGAGAAGCAGCGACGACAGUUCUGCAUUUCCGGGCGUGCAAGCUUCUCUGCGUGCGAUGGUCUUGGGAAGGACGGGCUCUCGUACGGAAGCUUAUCUACUGCUGAUGACUGGGCUUCUGUUAGAAGUGCAGUGGGCAGCAGCUCCCGGCGAAACUCGGUUGCAUCCCCAUUGGAAAAUAUCGAGUUUGAGAAAACAAUACGCGGCCGCUUACACUGGCUUACUGUGAUGCGAGAAUGGGGGUGGGAAGUCUUUCUUGGAUGAACAAAAUUCACAACUAGGAUAUGAGGACCUGUGAAAAUGACACCAAAAUGACCACUUCCAACCGUAACUUUGGAAGGCGAGCCAGCACUUCACCACCCACAGUCCAAGUACCAUCACCCACCUAGCGC
This is a messenger RNA of Aspergillus campestris IBT 28561, 2608 nucleotides long. RefSeq names its product Zn(II)2Cys6 transcription factor. Gene Ontology annotation, molecular function: DNA-binding transcription factor activity, RNA polymerase II-specific; transcription cis-regulatory region binding; zinc ion binding. The record is from RefSeq and is a predicted model, not a curated record. NCBI's taxonomy places the organism in Eukaryota, Fungi, Ascomycota, Eurotiomycetes, Eurotiales, Aspergillaceae. Gene Ontology annotation, biological process: positive regulation of transcription by RNA polymerase II. The transcript has 4 exons. Gene Ontology annotation, cellular component: nucleus. Bases 243 to 2480 code for a protein of 745 amino acids.